Molecule: messenger RNA, 517 nt
Organism: Hyaena hyaena (striped hyena)
Lineage: Eukaryota; Metazoa; Chordata; Mammalia; Carnivora; Hyaenidae
Product: myosin-7-like
Exons: 3
Cellular component (GO): myosin complex
Source: RefSeq, a predicted model, not a curated record
UCAGCCCGGCACGACUGUGACCUGCUGCGUGAGCAGUACGAGGAGGAGACGGAGGCCAAGGCUGAGUUGCAGCGCGUCCUGUCCAAGGCCAACUCAGAGGUGGCCCAGUGGAGGACCAAAUAUGAGACAGAUGCCAUCCAGAGGACCGAGGAGCUUGAAGAAGCCAAGAAGAAACUGGCCCAGCGGCUGCAGGACGCAGAGGAGGCCGUGGAGGCCGUCAAUGCCAAGUGCUCAUCCUUGGAGAAGACCAAGCACCGGCUGCAGAAUGAGAUCGAGGACCUGAUGGUGGAUGUGGAGCGCUCCAAUGCAGCCGCCGCAGCCCUGGACAAGAAGCAGAGGAACUUCGACAAGAUCCUGGCCGAGUGGAAGCAGAAGUAUGAAGAGUCGCAGUCAGAGCUGGAGUCCUCACAGAAGGAGGCGCGCUCCCUCAGCACAGAGCUCUUCAAGCUCAAGAAUGCCUAUGAGGAGUCCCUGGAGCAUCUGGAGACCUUCAAGCGGGAGAACAAGAACCUUCAGG